UGUAUGAGUGGAAGGAGAGGUUGAAGCAGGGUUGCCACAUCAUCCAGACCACGCCCUCCGGACGCCCUGCCAACAUAAGCUCCACCUCCUCCCAGAGGAUCUACGUGACGUAUCGCCGCGCCACGGAGAGCCAGACCUACGCCGCCCUGGCCGUCACAGACAUCUGUGUCAUCAUCCCCGGCAAGGGAGAGACGCCACCACACACCUUCUGCAAGGUGGACAAGAACCUCAACAGCAGUAUGUGGGGUUCCUCUGUCUAUCUGUGUUACAAGAAGUCUGUGGCCAAACCCAACACCAUAGCCUACAAGGCAGGUCUGUUUAGCAGGUAUCCUGAGGAGGACUAUGAGUCCUUCCCCCUGCCUGAGUCCGUGCCUCUGUUCUGUCUGCCCAUGGGGGCCACCAUCGAGGCCUGGCCGGCCCAGACCAAAUACCCCCUGCCUGUCUUCUCCACCUUCGUACUGACCGGAUCCUCUGGAGAGAAGGUGUACGGUGCAGCCAUCCAGUUCUACGAGCCCUACUCCCAGGACUGUCUGACCGACCAGCAGCGCUCUCAGCUGGGUCUGCCGGGGCUGGACCACGGGCCCUCUUCCCCAGCCUCAUCCCCAGCCACCUCCCCCUCCACCCCAGCUCCGGGCCCCAGAGCGCUACACACCAACAAGUGCAUCUGUUUGCUGUCUCACUGGCCCUUCUUUGACGCCUUCCGCAAGUUCCUCACCUUCCUCUAUCGAUACUCCAUCUCUGGACCUCACACCCUGCCCAUCGAGAAGCACAUCUCCCACUUCAUGCACAAGGUCCCCUUCCCCUCCUCUCAGAGGCCCAGGAUACUGGUGCAGCUCUCUCCUCACGACAGCCUGAUGUUGAGCCAGCCUGUGUCAUCCCCUCUACCACUCAGUGGUGGUCGGUUCUCCAUACUGCUGCAGAACCUCGGUCCGGAGAAUGCUAUAACGCUCCUGGUGUUUGCUGUGACAGAACAUAAGAUCCUGGUCCACUCUCUACGGCCCGCUGUGCUGACCAGUGUCACUGAGGCUCUGGUGGCUAUGAUCUUCCCAUUCCACUGGCCGUGUCCGUACAUCCCUCUGUGCCCGCUGGCUCUGGCAGGGGUCCUCUCCGCCCCCUGCCCCUUCAUUGUGGGGGUCGACUCACGCUACUUUGACCUUUACGACCCCCCGCUGGACGUCAGCUGUGUCGACCUCGACACGAACACCAUCUCCCACAACGGAGAUAAGAGGGCCCUGACCUGGAAGAUCCUGCCAAAGAAAGCCUGUAAAAACCUGAUGAAUGUGCUGAACAAUCUCUACCAGCAACUGGUGGACGGUCAGCAGCGUCCUGAUGGCCUAUUGGAGCUGAGUAUGAGUGACUGUACAGAGCUGGCCUGUGGGAAGAGCCUCCACAGCCUGGAGAUGGAGAUACAGGAAGCCUUCCUCAGGUUCAUGGCGGCCAUCUUGAAAGGCUACCGCUCAUACCUGAGACCCAUCACCCAGGCCCCGUCUGAGAAGACUACUGACGCCUCCUCUCUCUUUGACCUGCAAGGGUUCCUGAAGAGCAGAGACCGGUCCCACCAGAAGUUCUACUCCCUGAUGACCAAGACUCAGAUGUUCAUCAGAUUCAUAGAGGAGUGCUCCUUCGUCUCAGACAAAGACGCCAGCUUGGCCUUCUUCGAUGACUGUGUGGACAAGCUCUACAGUGCAGACAAAGGAGGCAAGGUGGACAGCGAUAAGCCAGAUGAGACCAGGCUGAUAGAGAUUUCUGAAUCACAGCGCAGCGAGCACACAGUCUUCAUCACCCCUGAACUACCCCACCUGCCUGAUGGAGAGGAGCACCCACUCUGCUACAGCUAUGCAGGUUUCCCGGUGUUGAGUCUUGAUCUGUUUGACCCCAUGGAAGGCCUCCGACCCCCUGCCUCUCGGCUGGCUGCCCGACAGAGCUGCCCAACUAGCCCUGCACCCAUGUUCAGACGCACCAAACAGGAGAUCAAGUUGUCUCAGAAGUUAGCCAAGAAGUACUCUUCCAUCCCUCAGAUGUGGUCCAAGUGUCUGCUGUGCCACUGCUACGGCCUGUGGUUCAUCUGUCUGCCGUCCUACGUCAAGGUGUGCCACUCCAAGGUGCGGGCGCUGCGCACCGCCUACGACGUCCUCAGGAAGAUGCAGGACAAGAAACUACAGCCUCCCGACGAGGUCUGUUACAGGGUCUUGAUGCAGCUGUGUGGUCAGUACGGCCAGCCAGUCCUGGCGGUCAGAGUUCUGUUUGAGAUGAAGAAGGCUGGAGUCCAACCCAACGCCAUCACCUACGGCUACUACAACAAGGCGGUGUUAGAGUCUACCUGGCCCUCCAGUACCAGAGGAGGUUACUUCAUGUGGAUGAAGCUGAGGAACGUGGUUAUGGGUGUGGCUCAGUUCAGACAGGCGCUACGCAAACAGCAGCCUCCACCCACUCAGAGCCCUCUGUCAGAUGGCAGCGACCUGGACGCUGUGAGUCACGGCAGCCUGGAUAGCUCUGCCGACACGAACACGGCCGAGCAGGGCCCCUACGUCCCUGACUCCAUCAAAGUAGACCCCACUGACGAUAGGCGUAGCACAGGUGAGCAGUCAGACCUGGGGUAUAACUCCCUCUCUAAAGAAGAGGUACGUAGAGGAGAGCCCAGCCCGCUGGACAGGGACGGCACCCAGGACAAGGACAACAAGAAGGAGAGUGACUGCAGCUCCUUGUCGGAGACAGAGAGUGCUAAGAGCAGUGGAGACUGUCUCCCUCAACAGGACUUCCCAGAGGUCAACGGUCCAUUCAAGCGGCAUAAUUCCGGCAUCGUCCGCGGCAACUAUCCCUAUGACGAUGUAGCCUGUGAGCCCAAGGGGUCAACCAGCACAGACCAUGUAGCAGGUCUCCUGUUGAGCUCCUCUCUGAAUGAGGUAGGUGUGGUUGAGACCAACAGUCUGAGGAGGAGACAUCUCAGUGCCCUUGAGGAGGGAGGUGGCAGUGGGAGUAGUGGUGGAGGAGGAAGAGGAGGCCAUGACUGGCAGGGUGUGCGAGGGUACAGACUGAGUGGAGACAACAGGGUUGGCAGUGGUAGCAGUGGCACUCCAGUGUUGGGUCUGGGACUGCACCAGGGAGAGACUGACCCAGCCAGGAUAGCAGAGAACCUGGGGGCAGACACCAAGAUCCUCCUGGGGACCAGCUUCAGCCAGACCAACAGGCCACGGUCGUUAGUCCUGGGAGGGUCAGAGGGGGUUGGAGCAGCCGGGGGAAGAACCAGGCGCUGCAGACGUAGAGACAGCCCUGAAGACGGAGAGGAGAGGGACUGGAGUGACGAGGACAAGAAUGACAAGAAUAAUACAGACGCCAUCUUUGAUCUGGAGGACCUAGAUCUGGACGGACCAACCACAGAGAGCGUUGUUAAAACCAGCCAAUCACGGAAGAGGACGGUGGAACGCAGCGCCAGCUAUGGCGGUGUGGGUGUGGCCUCAGCCUCGCGGGGCACCGUUAAACGAACGGGGAUCGAGACAGGCUUCGACCCGCUGUCCCUCCUGGUGGCCGAGUCCAAGUCCCAGGGAGACAGAGAGGACGACCUGGAAGUGGAGGUGGAUGGGGUCGCGACCCCUACGGGCCGGCGCCAGGACCACCUGGCUAGGGAGAUAGAGAUGUACAUGAACCAUAUGGGUUCUCCUCUGAACAGCCGGACACCCAGUUUGGACUUCCAGGACCCCUCCAGCCCCCUGUUCCUCCACCCUCCUCCCCCACUUAUCACCACCCCUCGACGGGCCAGUCUCCCCCAUACCUCCGCUCUCAGGACAGGAGGAUUACCUCGCUCAAGGACCCACAACUCCCCCUCGCCCUCCCAGCCUGCCAGACAGAGGCUCUGGUCCUCACCCCCCUGUCCCCGCUCCACCCCCAGCCCACAGCCCAGCCCCUACCGGGAGAGGGAGAGAGACCGGGACCUGGGUUUGCUGUCCCCGUCUCUGUCCUCCUCCUCCUUCGCCCUGGACCAGCUCCUCACCCCCACCCUGGAUGUGUUGAAGAGCAGCAUGGUCUCGGCAGGGAAAGGUGUGGCAGAGAAGGCUAGCCGGUGGUACUCUCGCCUGGCCACCUCCUACACUGUGCCCACCAAGGAUGGUAACUGUGACCGUCUGAGUGUGUCCUCUCUGGGCAUGGACCCUGACUGCUCCUCCCUGUUGGAUGUGGAUGAGGAGGGCCUGGGGGACCCAGACGGCUCCAUCACCUCCCCUCAGAGAAAUGGCCCCGGGCCCCGUAGGAGCCCAAGGAGAAGCCCGUCCAGACGCAGUUCCCUGAGGAGCAGACUGGACAGUUCCACACACAGACAGACAGGCUUUCCUCCCCCAGACUGCUCUGAUCUGGGCUCGUCUCGCUACACCAGCAAUACCAGUGUCUUCCAGAACCACGCCAUGGAGCUGUUGAUCUCCAGCUGUUCUCGCUGUAAGACGUGUGACGGUCUGGUGUACGACGAGGAGAUCAUGGCAGGAUGGACGGCUGACGACUCCAACCUCAACACCACCUGUCCCUUCUGUGGGAACCCCUUCCUCCCCUUCCUUAAUGUAGAGAUCAGAGACCUGAGAGGACCUGGGAGGUUCUACCUGAAGAGCAGUCCGUCAGCGGAGGAGGCUGUGUCAUCGUCCUACUCUGUGUCCACCGGUCUGGACACCGGGACGUCCACUCUGUCCACUCCCUGUCCCACUACUGUCCUGUCUCCUCUCUCACCCAGGAUCACUGUAGAGGGCUGCUCUGGUAACAGCAGGCUGUCGUCGUCCAGGGCCCAGUGUAUAGAGAUCCCUACAGAGCGGCGUCAGGGGGCCCUGUCCCCGGGGUCAGCUAUGGUGCGGAGUGUCAGUGCCUUUGACCCCAUGGAGGAACCAACUCGACUCAACCACAAUGUACCCACUUCAGGCAGCCUGCCCAGCCGGCUCAACGAAGCCAGCGACCCCCUGAAUGUUGAUAUGGAGUGGCGUCUCCACCACCCAGAACCAGUCACAGUACCCUACCUGAGUCCCCUGGUGCUGUGGAAGGAGCUGGAGUCCCUGCUGGAGAACGAGGGAGACCCUGUUAUCACAGUGUCAGCCGUGGUGGACCACCAUCCUAUCAUCUACUGGAACCUGGUUUGGUCCUUCAGACGUCUGGACCUGCCCAGCAACCUGCCUGGACUCAUACUGACCUCAGAGCACUGUAACAGGGGAUCUACGGUAGGGAACACUGUCUAUACAUUCCCUGUCCUGCCAUUGUCAGAGGACAGUACAGUGUACAGUGUCCUGAUCCAGAUCUUAUGAAACCUGAAGCUGCACAGUCUCAUCCAGCCGUUCUACAUCCUGUGGAACAUUCACAGGCUUAAUUGUGCUCUGUUGUUAGACAGUGUGGGCUACCCGUUGUGUCGUCCUGCGAGCGAGGCGGAGCGUCCGUUUGGGGAGGAGCUACUCCACAGCGUGGUCAAGAGCAUCCAGAGGAACGACGUUUCUCGACCAAUGGGACAGCUCCUACAGCUGCUGGGGCAGAGCCUGGGGGUCAAGAGGCAAAGGAGUCUGUACAGAGACAUCCUCUUCCUGUGUCUGGUGGCUCUGGGAAAGGACAACAUUGACAUCGACGCUUUUGACCGCGAAUACAAGAUGGCGUACGACCACCUCAGCCCCAACCUGGUGAAGCUGACGCACAACUGCGACCGUCCGCCCAGCGCUGGGGUCAUGGAGUGUCGCAAGACCUUCGGAGAGCCCUACCUCUGACCCCUUUACCCCUGACGUGUCACCUCCGACAGACACUCCACCCGGCCAGUGACCUCCGUCACUCGGCCAGUCACCUCCUCCACCCGGCCAGUCACCUCUGUCACUCGGCCAGUCACCUCCUCCACCCGGCCAGUGACCUCCGUCACUCGGCCAGUCA
This is a messenger RNA of Oncorhynchus nerka (sockeye salmon), 5874 nucleotides long. Its product is annotated as C-myc promoter-binding protein-like. The record is from RefSeq and is a predicted model, not a curated record. Gene Ontology annotation, biological process: regulation of Rab protein signal transduction. NCBI's taxonomy places the organism in Eukaryota, Metazoa, Chordata, Actinopteri, Salmoniformes, Salmonidae. Gene Ontology annotation, cellular component: cytoplasmic vesicle. Gene Ontology annotation, molecular function: protein binding.